GGCUAAUAUUGUGGGUAGAUGCCACGCGGGGGUGAUGCGGGGUUGUCCGAAGGGACCCGGAGAAAAAGACCUUUGAUUCUUAUUGGGGCAAGGAGGGUUGAGCGCAUGCUCAGUGGCUGUGCUUCCUCCGCUCGGGUCUGCGCGAUGUCUCCGGUAUUUUCCAAGCCCGAAUCGGGGCCCCUGCCCCAGAAGUUGCUCGCGCGUUACUUGCUCCUGCUGCGCCUCUACCCGGUGCUCACUAAAGCCGUGUCCAGUGCCCUUCUGUCGGCUCUCAGCCUCCUGUCUCAGAUCAUUGAGAAGAGCCGGAAAAAGAAAGGCCCUUCGAGGAGUUUCGACUUGGGCGAGCCUUUGAGAUUUGCCACCUAUGGGCAGGUGUUGCUACUCCAUGCAGCCACAUUGGUUCUCACUUUACAGAUGGUAACCGUGGAUGAGGUCUGGCCAUUUGCCAAAGUAAUCCUGAAUCGCCUGCUUUGGCAGCCCGCUGAGUUUUUCCUCUCUCUGUUCUCGGUUUUCUUCUCCCCCCAGUUCCGAGUGCUGUUUGGAAACCUGGUGGCCCUCUUCUGGUUUGCCUACCUGGCCUCUGUCAAGAAGUGACUGUGCGGGAGUGCCGUGGGUUUGGGCUCAGCAGCUCCCUCUGGUGGAGAAACCCGACCUUUGUGCUUGGUGGGAGGAGCGCAAAAAGGCGGUUCUGCCCCGGGGAGAAAUGAUUGCUGGCGCACUCCAGGAGCUCUGCGACGAUUCCCACUCCCUGUAAUCCAAGCUGCUACUUUCUCCUCACAAUUUCUGGAGCCUGGCGAAAGGGCCCCGCUCACUUUGAGAGCUGUGAUUCUUACCAUCUCACUUGUCCUAACAAUCACACACCUAACUGAGCCUUUAUUGGUUUUCAUUUAUUUUAAUUUUGUUUCUAAUUUGUGCUGAGGCAGCAGCAGGCAAUAACGGUUUUUUUUUAAAAAUGGUGCUUAAUAGAAUGGGUGAAACUGUGCCCUGGGAUCGGGGGAAACCAACACAAGCCUUUUUUUUUUUUUGGUCUCUGAAAACGAAAAGGAAUAAAACUUUAAAAAUCUUUUAAAUGGCAAACAAAAUGCCUG
Messenger RNA from Gekko japonicus, 1088 nucleotides. It is a transcript of the gene PXMP2, whose product is annotated as peroxisomal membrane protein 2. The record is from RefSeq and is a predicted model, not a curated record. NCBI's taxonomy places the organism in Eukaryota, Metazoa, Chordata, Lepidosauria, Squamata, Gekkonidae.